Messenger RNA from Gordionus sp. m RMFG-2023, 1005 nucleotides. Its product is annotated as transmembrane protein 65-like. The record is from RefSeq and is a predicted model, not a curated record. NCBI's taxonomy places the organism in Eukaryota, Metazoa, Nematomorpha, Gordioida, Chordodea, Parachordodidae. The coding region runs from base 96 to 728 and encodes 210 amino acids. The transcript has 7 exons. Gene Ontology annotation, cellular component: mitochondrion.
AUACAUUUACUCCAAUGACAUAUUAUAUCUUUGAUUUACUCUAAUGAUUAGAUUUAUUCAACUGAAUCUCAUUCUCAUCCAUCAUUUUUAUAAAAAUGACUAGUAUAAGAGUGUACAAAUUUUUAAAAUUAUGUAAUGGUAUAAACAAGCAUCAACAGCAUUACAGAAAUAGACAUUAUAUUUCUAAAAUUCUAAAUGUUGAUGAUGCAAAUCAUUUUAUGAAUCAAUUGAACCAUGAUGAAAGAAAUUACAUUAAAGAAUAUUUUGAUCUUAUAGAACAAACAAAAAAUGAGGAAUGUUCCCCACCGACUUAUAACCAACUUAGAAUUGUUUUCAUAUACAAUGCUCUUCCUUUUGUUGGAUUUGGCAUUAUUGAUAAUCUUAUAUUAAUAACUGCUGGUGAAUAUAUAGACAUGAAGUUGGGAGCUAUGCUAGGGAUAUCCACCAUGGCAGCUGCUGCCUUGGGAAAUAUUAUAUCAGAUAUAGUAGGAAUUGGAUUGGCUCAUUAUAUCGAAAUUUUAGCUGGUUCAUUUGGUGUACCAACCCCAGAUUUAAAUUUUAAACAGCAAAAUAUGAAAAGUGCAAAGUUAUUCAAGAACCUAGGAAGAACUUUGGGCAUUGCAUUUGGUUGCUUUAUAGGGAUGUUUCCAUUACUAUUUUACCCUGACAAAAAGAAAGAAAUUACAAUCAGUACUACAAAUGAUUUAAAAGACAAAUCCUAUACUUAGAAUAAUCUUUAUAAAAUAACUCAUUCUCAGGCAUUUUGCUAACACAUAUAAUUAUAUCUUAUUUAUAUUUCAAAUAUGUCAGAUUUUAUUUAUAAAUGUUGACUGUUUUUUAAGCUUUAUUUUCAUGUUUUCUUUUUAUAUGUGCAAUAAAAUUUUAAAUUUUGUUUUUUUUAGUUUUUUUUAUGUUUUCUUUUUAUAUGUGCAAUAAAAUUUUAAAUUUUGUUUUUUUAGUUUUUUUUAUGUUUUCUUUUUAUAUGUGCAAUAAAUUUUAAAAUUA